This is a messenger RNA of Salvelinus namaycush (lake trout), 3486 nucleotides long. RefSeq names its product soluble guanylate cyclase gcy-31-like. Lineage: Eukaryota; Metazoa; Chordata; Actinopteri; Salmoniformes; Salmonidae. The transcript is spliced from 16 exons. Bases 1 to 2571 code for a protein of 856 amino acids. Gene Ontology annotation, molecular function: heme binding; oxygen sensor activity; guanylate cyclase activity. Gene Ontology annotation, cellular component: guanylate cyclase complex, soluble. Gene Ontology annotation, biological process: nitric oxide-cGMP-mediated signaling; response to oxygen levels; cGMP biosynthetic process. The record is from RefSeq and is a predicted model, not a curated record.
AUGUACGGCCUGUACUUGGAAGCAGUGAAUGAUUAUAUCAACGAGUCGUACGGAGAGGAUGUAUGGAGACUGAUAGAGGCCCGGGCAGAGAUACCGCAUCUCAAGUUUGUCCGCCAUCAGAUGUACAAUGACAACCUGAUCCUGCGGCUGGCCAAGGCAGCAGGCGAGGUCCUGGGGAAGACCCAUGAUGAGCUCAUGUAUGCCUUCGGGGUUUACAUGGUGAAGAGGAUCGGGAACUAUGGCUACGAGAGGAUUCUCAAGGUGUUGGGGCGUAAUGUGCGUGACUUCAUCAAUGAGCUGGACAACCUGCACGAGUACUUCCGCUUCUCCUUCCCCAAGGUGCAGCCUCCCAGCUUCUGUGUGGAGGAGGAGUGUGAGACCAGCCUCACCCUGCACUACCGCAGCACCCGCAAGGGCUUCACCCAGUUUGUCAAAGGCCAGCUGUCUCAAGUGGGAAGGCAGUUCUACAACACAGACAUUGAAGUUGAGAUCCUGUCCAAAGAGGAGACUGAGAAGAUGACAUAUGUGAUCUACAAGAUGAACUUUGACAACGCUGCCUUCAAGCACCGCAUGCCCCAGCAGAAGACGGCCCCAGGGUACGAGAAGCUACCCAUGAAGAGGGGCAUCUUUUUCGACAUGUUUCCCUUUAGCGUGAUCUUCCGCCGGGACAUGACCAUGUACCGCAUCGGGGACGGUCUAAAGGAGGUCUUCUCCGACCUGCAGGGCAAGAAGGUCAACGAAGAGUUCACCCUGGUGCGACCCAUGCUGGAGUUCAGCUGGGACAACAUCUACACCCACCUUAACAAUGUGUUUGAGCUACUGUCCAAAGCUGUGGUGGAGAGCAAGCAGAAGGUGAAUGUCCCUAAACUGAGCAAGGAAAAGGAAGACGAGGGAAAAGAGGAGAGCGAGAAACCCAAGAGAGAGGAAGAGAGAAAUGUCACUCACUCAGCCACCCAUCCUCCCUCCGUCAGUCAUCUCCUCCCUCCCUCCGUCAGUCAUCCCCUCCUUUCCUCUGGCCCAUUAGAUGUGAAGUCUGUGGAGGAGAUGAAGGGAGACCAGGAGUUCAGCAGUGCUCUGACUCAGUACAACAGCUCAGCCAACUCAGGGGGAGAGGACAUCGAGCUGCUCGCCUUCCAGACUGUCACCGGGAAGUGCAGUGAAACUAUCUUCGAGGAUAUGAGGGAACCUCCCAAAAAGCCCCUCCACCUGAAGGGUCAAAUGAAGUACGUCCCCCAGUGGGACUCGCUCAUCUUCCUCAGUACGCCCAUUAUAGAGACAGUGGAGGACAUGAUUAAAAUGGGCGUCUAUGUGAAUGAUCUGAACCUCCAUGACUCCAGCCGAGAGCUCAUCUUAGCCGGAACACAGCAGUCGGCUGAACUUCAGCUGGCUCUUGACCAGGAGCAGCAGAAGUACGCCCAGCUCCAGGAGAUCAUCAAGAAGCUUGACGAGGAGAAGAAGAGAGGAGACUCCCUCCUCUACGCCAUGAUCCCCAAAGCUGUGGCUGACCGGCUCAGGAAGGGUAUCACGGCCCUGGAGACAUGCCAGGUGUUCCCGGACGUGACCAUCCUAUUCAGCGACGUGGUGAAGUUCAACGAGAUCUGCAUCCACAUCACGCCCAUGCAGGUGGUGGACAUGCUCAACGAGAUUUACAUCGUCUUCGACACGCUCAGCGAGAAGCACAACGUCUACAAGGUGGAGACCAUCCGAGAUGCCUACAUGGUGGUGGCAGGCGUGCCCAAUAAGACAACCUUCCAUGCCCACCACAUAUGUGACAUGGCCCUGGACAUGCUGAGCUCCAUCGACCACCUCAAAGACCCCUCCACUGGAGACAACAUCCAGAUCAGAGUCGGGAUCCACUCAGGGAUGGUGGUGGCUGGGGUGGUGGGGCUGAAGAUGCCUCGCUACUGUCUGUUUGGAGACACCGUCAACACUGCCUCCCGCAUGGAGAGCAAUGGGGUGGGCAUGCAGAUCCACAUAAGCCAGACCACCAAAGACCACUUGGAACAUGAGCCCUACAUAAUUGAGGAGAGGGGAAAGAUCUUUGUGAAGGGUAAAGGCUACAUGAAGACAUAUUGGCUGAAGGGGAAGAAGGACCUGUCGUUUAAGACUCCAGCAGAGCUCCGCUACAGCAGUGAACAGAAGGACUCAGAGGACAGGAGCUCCAAUGGGUCCACCUGCACCAACACCAAGCGCUCCACCUCCAACCUGAACAUUCCCAACGAGGAGCAGGCAGAGGGCAAGCCCACCCCCACAGAGCUGCCUGCAGAGCCCUUACCUUCACUAGAGGGCGCCCCCGAGGACCCCACAGACCCCACCGAGCCCCAGGAGAAGAAAGUCAAAAAGAACACUAAGAACAACAACAAAGGGGGCGCGGCCAAGCCCGAAGCUCCUCCCCAGCAGGUCAAUGUGGUGCAGGAGAGUGCAGUGCCUCCUGCUGCUGCCCAGGAGACCCCCACGGCCCCCCCGGCCACCGCCGCCCCAGUGCUCAACAACAAGAGGAACAGCUUCAGGCAGCACACCAAGCUGCCCGUCCACCUUCCCAUGCGCAGCACUUCUUGUUGCCUACUGUGAGAGGAGAGGCUAAAAUAAUGUGACUGGCCUGCAUCUUAUUGACAGUCCUGUGAAGGGAAACCCUGAAACUGACCCUAACCUUGAACCUUAACCAAUUAGAAAAUUCAACAUGGUUUCGCUGGUCAGUCACGUCCCUUUUGUUUUUCCCUACUGUGAGAUGGACCAGGCCAGAGUUCAAGACCUCUCAUCACAGAUUAUUGGCCAUCCUUCAUGUUCAAUAUAUUGUAUGACGCCCUGUUGUUUAUCCUAUGUUUUUCCUUAGGCAGGACCUGAGGGUCCCCACAGCAACAUUCAGGGCAGCCCACACCUAAUGUAAUGUAUUCAUCCAUUUAUUCAAGGUGGAGUUACAGAGGUAGACAGGGCGGACCACCCCACUUAAGUAUUAAUAGAGGAAACAUUGAUGCCCCUAAAAUUAAACAAAUGUGACAUUGCUGAAAAGGGAAAAAAUUCUUAUCUUCCAACAAAUAUAUACCGAUACUCAUGUCUUGAUGACGUGUUAAACAGUGGGCCUCUUUUGGUAAUACAAGCACCUGGCUAAUGUCACAGAUUUGUGCAUGUUGUUGAAAGGACAGGUCAAUAAAUGUACAGUUCAUGUACUAUUUAUUAAGUUAUUACUGUCGGUGAAAACACCUUUUUCGAAUUACAGGAUCACAAUGGAUUGGUAUACAGAGUAAGAUGAGAUGUCAAGAGAUUGUUGUAUUUUAUUUGCAUAAACUAGUUCUGAGAAGUCUGACCCAAGUUACAGUUCUGAUACUGUGUUUGAUGAUGGAAUAAUAUUGACUUUAAUAAUAAUUUAUAUAAUAGCGCUUUUCCUUUUGCUGUAAGUGCUUUACCUUUCUGUUUUGUAUUUGUAAUUUGUUGCACGUUUACUGAAUGUUAGCAUAUCUUUGUCCAUAAAAACUGUACAGACAAGCA